UCAUUCGCUUUUCCAGGCAUUGAAACAAAUAUUAAAGUACAUUUCAAAGUAUUUCCACAUGAAAUCGAUACCUUGAUUUCUAAUAAUUUUAUUCAAGAUCAAGACAACCUGAUGCAUUGCAUUGUGGGAGUUAACUAACUAACGAUAAAAUACCGUUUAAAGUUAAUACUUUUCAUAUGUUGCGUUUGCAACUAGAUAAUUUGUUUCUGUUCAACAAAAUUAAAUCCGAUUAUGAAAAGAAACGUUGUCUUUUUGAAAGACUGGUGGAGCUGAAACUACAUUUCCCAGAAAAUCGUGCGGUGUGUCGUUUCGCUCCCUUAGUAACCAACUGGGGAUUGCGAGAUUCAUAACUGUUAACACCGAUGGUCAGUGUAAUGGGGGACAAGAUCUUAAAAGCUCUUUUAGAUAUAUGCUCUGUCACGACUCGGAGACAAAUGUUGACCCGAAGAAUAUGAAAUAAUGAGUGUGAGAGGCUAGGCCACCACGGACAAAGCCGUACACUGACGACCUGCUCAUCAGGACUGGUACCUGGGUUGGGGGACCUCAAAUGGCCGCCGAAGGGCUGUCAACAGCGACCCCGGGCAAGUCUCAGGCUCAUUCACCAAAUCCCGCUAACCGAAACCUUUGCCGCAUUCGGACACACAUUAACACCGAGACCGAGGCGCUGGGCUGUCCUGAUCAAGGACCAGAUGAGCAGCGGUACAUUAUUUACAGGAAUGUGUUUGAUAAGGUCAUUGAAAAUGCAACAGCAUACAAAAAUAUCCUCACAUCCAUCAAACAAGAGUAUGAAGAAAGUAUCAAUGUUUUACAUAAAGGGAAAGAAGAUUCUCUGUUUCUACGGAGAAAGCUGAAAUCUAUGGCCUUUGAACCAAUGACUUACGUGGCUUACAAAAAAAGAGCCAUACAGCUUCAAAACAAAAUUGAUCUCAUUAAACAAAAUACAGCUGAAUUAGAAGCUCACUUGCAGGCAGUAAAAAAAUCAAGAGAUGUUCAAAAGGAGCAAACGAAGCAGACUUUACCGCCACAGGAAGAUGUCUUCCAUAUUACAUGUAUUCCAGGUCUGACAUUGCAGGAAUCUAUAAAUGUCGAGGAUCUAUGUAAGCACCUAAGGAACCUGGAAAAGAAACUCAAGAGCCUAGAAUUUGCAAAAGAAACUAAAUAUGUGCCAAUCCAGAUCAAAACUAACAUAAUCCAAGAUAUUAAUCAGAAAAUGCAACAAUGGGAAGUACUGGACAUGGUGAAUAAGCAACUCAAACUCAGGUACAAGCGAAUAGAGAUCUUAGCAGAUGCAGUUGCUGCUUGGGGGUACUCUGAUAAAAGUAUUUCUCUCACUGAAUAUAUUUUGCCAAGCUUGACAGAAGCAAUUUCUCUCAAAGAUACAGAAGUUGAUAAUCUUUGGCCUGAAAUAUUGCAUGCUGAUGAUCCGAGCACCAUUAAUGAACCAGCAUACUUGUUAGAAUAUGUUGAGAGAUUUAAUAAACUGUUUGAUGAUAAGCAAUAUAGGGCAGCUGCAAAACAUGUAGCAAAUUGUCCCAGAGGAAUUCUUCAUAAUUUGGAGGUCAUGGAAAGGUUUAAAGCUAUCACAGAAUAUGAAGGACAUAUUUCUCCUCUCCUGCAAUUCUUUGAAGCUGUAAUGAACUCCUUUUCUGCUGUCAAACAGUCACCUAAUGCAAAAAUGUCAUUAGAGGGAGUAGAAUGUGCACUGACGCAAAAUCGACUGGACCUGGUCAUUCACUGGAUCAUACAACAGAGAGUAACGUGUUCUGAAGAAUUGGGAGACUUGAUUUACAAUUAUGGAGAUACUGAACUGCGGAAUAUGGACACAUGCAUGGUCCUGGCUCAGAUUGUCUACAAUAAAUGUGAUGUGCACAAGAAAGCUGCUCUCUGCUUGUGCAGGUGCAGGCAGAUUUCUGGAGCAAUGGAAUAUAUUCGUGACUCUAAAAAGUUCAGCUUGGAUGAUUAUUUAUUUUUGAUGAACAAGUGCCCAAACUCUGAGUUAAUUCAGUGUCUCACUAAUGAAUGGAAUGGAAACCCAGCAGUUCUCUCAACUGGGAUUGCUGUAUUGUGGCUGAUUUCAAAUGAUCACGAGGAAACUGGAUUUCAUCUUCUGAAAGAAAUAUAUGAUUCAGGUCAAGAUGCCAUGGAACGAACUAUCCUUAAUGACGUUAACUGUACAUUGGAAGAUUGGCAGGAGAUUGCAGCUAAGUGCAUUACAUACAACUGCAAUGAGUUGGCAGACAGCAUUUUUACUGUGCUGACAUCACAAGAAGGCGGAACUGUGAUAAGAAUUACAACGGAAUCUGAUAAUGAUGGUGCAAAAUUAAUAGAACAUAUUUUUUUGUAGCUCAGAUUCUUCAAAUUUUACAGAGUUUGUUCUUCCUUAAUACAAUGUUUUUAAAGCA
Messenger RNA from Chiloscyllium plagiosum (whitespotted bambooshark), 2402 nucleotides. RefSeq names its product clathrin heavy chain linker domain-containing protein 1-like. The record is from RefSeq and is a predicted model, not a curated record. NCBI's taxonomy places the organism in Eukaryota, Metazoa, Chordata, Chondrichthyes, Orectolobiformes, Hemiscylliidae.